AGGGGCAACGGGGGCAACGAGGGGAGCAGGCGGAGGAUCCAGAGGAGGGGCCAGAGGAGGAGCAAGAGGCGCAGCAAAAGGAAAAGAAGCAGCAAGAGGAAAAGAAGCGGCAAAAGGAAAAGAAGCAGCCAAAGGAAAAGAAGCAGCAAAAGGAGCAACAGGAGGGAGCGCACGAGGGGGGGAACCAAGUGCGGCGGGAACCGCAAAGGGCAGCCGCUCACGCUCAGGCUGCUUCACCUGCCGUGUGAGAAGGAAAAAAUGUGACGAGACCCGGCCAGUCUGCAGCUCUUGCUCAAAGCUCGCCCUCAAAUGUCACUAUAAAGCCCCCCAGUGGUGGGCCACGGUCGAGCAACGCAAGGCGCAGAUGGGAAAUAUCAGCAGAAGAAUCCGCCAGUCGAAGAUCAUCUCAAAGGAAGACAACCUGCAAGUGUACGUGAAGCGCGUCGGCGCCAUGGCUCAGAAGGCCGCCCCGUCGUCGAGCUCUGAGCCCGUUGAGACAAUGCUUGGAGAGGGAUUCAACCCUUACACUUACACUGCUACCUCGAUUACACCUCUCUCGCCCUACAAUAUCGAUGUGACCACAGAGACCCAGGCAUUCAUACUGCCUCCCCAGGGCAACUCUACGGCUCCGGAUUUUGCCUCGACUCCCACGACAGCCCCCGCCUCAGGUUCCUCUUCAAGCUUGCCCAUCGACCCUUCUCUUGACUCCUUUGGUGGAUCAUCUAGCUCCUCCGUUGGAGUGCCAUCAUCUAGUCAGAGUCUGUCCUUCGGGACCACGAACUAUACGGACCCCAUGAAUCCCUUGACGCCUAUGACACCGAUUACACCUGUGAACCCGAUGCAAUCCAUGAACUCCAGCAACUUCAUGAACCCCAUGUAUUCUAUGAACUCCAUGAACUCCGUGAAUCCUAUGACGCCGAUAACGCCGAUAACGCCCAUGAGCUACAUGGACCCUAUGAACCCUAUGGGAUAUAUGGGCUACAUGAACCAGAUGAACCAGAUGAACCAGAUGAAUCCGAUGAACCAGAUGAACCAGAUGAGCUACAUGAACUCUUUGAAUCCGACAGGUCAGAUGAAUCAGAUGGGCUCAACAAAUUGGACGGACACUAUGAAUCCGAUGGGUUCGAUGAAUCAGAUGGGUUUCAUGAACCAACUCAGUUCCAUGGACCAGGGAGGCUCUACUGACCAGAUGGGCUUCAUGAAUCAGAUGGGCGCUAUGAAUUCAAUGAACCCUAUCACGCCCGUAACACCCAUGAGCUACGUUGACCCUAUGCCCACCCUGAACCUCAUAGGCUCGACCAGCCCAAUGGACCACAUGGACCUGACAAAUCCGGUGGAUUCUAUGAACUCGACGAGUCAAGCAGACUUCAUGAGUCCGAUCAACUCAUUAGACCCCUUGAACCUGGCUAACUCAAUGGACCCCAUGAGCUCAACAAGCGAAGUGGACUUCCUGAACUCAAUGGAUUCGACAGAUUCGACGAAUCUGACCACCCCGGCGAACAUGACGAACUCAAUGGACUCUAUCGACCCGAUAUACCCAGCGGAGCCCAUGAGCCUGGUAACACCAGAGAGUUCCAUGAAUUCGUCAAAUUCAGCGGACCUCAUGAACUCGACAGGCCCAGUGAAUUCCGAGAGCUCGACAACUCCAGCCGAGCAAAUUCAUCCAAUGAAUCCCCCGCCGGCACCAGUGCCAGCACCCGUCCAACAGGGAAGUUCAGGAAAGAGAAAGGUUGGCAGACCUCGAAAGAACCCCAUCACGACCCAAGAAUCUAGCUCGACCCAGAAAUCCAAGUCGACCCCAAAAGUCAAGUCGACCCCAAAAGCCAAGUCGACCCAAAAGCCCAAGCCGACUCAGAAGUCCAACACUGCCCAGAGCUCCAAUCAGGCCCAGAGCUCUCGCCAAAUGGACAAGGGGCUCAUGCAACAGAACCGAACCCUGACGAGCUACCUUCUGUCUCUCAUACCUCUCUCUGAUGAUGACAAGCCUUUUCUUGAGCAUUUCAUCAAUAAGGUUGUGCGGGUGGUGCUUCCCAUCCCUGAAAUAUAUCCAGGGAACCAGACACACGUGACAGAAAUUGUCAACUCGCUGCAGAACAACCGUGCAUAUCUCCAUUGCUGCCUCAGCGCAUCUGCCAUUCAUCUCAAGGCUAGCCAGCGGUUGGACGACCAGCUGGAUCCUGAGAUUAUGAAUCAUCGCUACACCGCCAUAUCACAGCUUUCACGAACCCUGUUACAUGAUAGCGGGGAUAUGCAUGCAUUGAAUGGCACGCUUGCCCUGAUUUUCUAUUACAGUGCUGUCAGCAACCCGGAUGACUAUCUUCCUGACAUUUCAUGGAGACAUCAUUUCACAGCAGUGUGGAAUCUCGUCAAGAAGCUUGACCGCCCGCCAUCUCCAUUCAAUGUUUCCCUGAUUGCUUGGAUUGAUAUACUUGGCUCCACCAUGGUAGGAAAAACGCCUGCUUUUUCUCAUACCUACCGUACGAAGAAUGCGAAGGGGAUCGGAUCUGGUCUUGAACGGCUGAUGGGCUGUAAUGACCGUCUCAUGUAUCUGAUCUCGGAGAUUGCGUGCCUUGAGGACCUUAUAGCCGAUCCUACAUCCAACAUGGACGAACAGGAGAUCAGGAAACAGUUUGCGGGUCUCACUGCCCAGCUGAACUGGGCUGAGGACCCAAACCGGGGCUUCGAAGCCAUCUACAAUCCUAAAGGGGGUAUCAAGCCGGACAAGCUGACCAAGCUCAUCAGUGGGAUAUUUCAGCUUGCAGCCCGCAUCUAUCUUUACAGCGUCAUGCCGGGAUUCGAUUACCACGACGGUACCAUCAUGAACCUGGUCAAUUCUAUCUCGGUCGAUCUGACGUACAUCCCGUCAGGCCCCAACGGGUUUGAUCGCUGCCUAGCAUGGCCAUUGUUCAUGGCGGGGGUGCACUCUACGCCGUCCAGCAAUUUUCGAAGAGUCUUGACCGAGAGAGUGGCGGCUAUGGGCUAUCUUGCCAAGUUCGGCAGUUUCGGUCAAAUGUACCGCAUUCUGAAGGAAGUUUGGGUGGCCAGGGAGGGUCCACUCACUACGCCUUCGAAUGCCGCCGAACCUCAGCCGGGCGAGUCCAGCGAGGGGGCUGAUGGGGGUUCUCAACAACCCCCACCGGAGGAAUGUCACUGGCGGGAGGUCAUGAAGCGCAAGAACUGGGAAUUCUUGGUCAUGUAAGAGAGGAAGUCGGGCAGGGAAGCCGCAGGAUUGGAAAUCAUCAAGGCAAGACUGACAGUGUCAGCACCUCUGGUAAGUAAUUAUGGGCGGGACUUGUGUCUGGAAGCUUAAAGGGUUGAGAGCUCACCGUGGUUGCUCCCCUGUUUCUUUUCGUAUCUUUUUAUUUAUCAUCUCUUUCGUGUUGAUGUUCUGGUUUCACUUUGC
Molecule: messenger RNA, 3403 nt
Organism: Aspergillus sclerotioniger CBS 115572
Lineage: Eukaryota; Fungi; Ascomycota; Eurotiomycetes; Eurotiales; Aspergillaceae
Exons: 3
Coding region: 365-3199 (944 amino acids)
Biological process (GO): positive regulation of transcription by RNA polymerase II
Cellular component (GO): nucleus
Molecular function (GO): transcription cis-regulatory region binding; DNA-binding transcription factor activity
Source: RefSeq, a predicted model, not a curated record